This is a messenger RNA of Durio zibethinus, 1375 nucleotides long. Its product is annotated as protein LIKE COV 3-like. Lineage: Eukaryota; Viridiplantae; Streptophyta; Magnoliopsida; Malvales; Malvaceae. The record is from RefSeq and is a predicted model, not a curated record. Gene Ontology annotation, cellular component: Golgi apparatus.
GCCAAAAAGGAAGAGAAUGGGAACGAGGGAGAGGGAUAGAGAUCGGGAGCUGCUUAUCCCAGUCGCAACAAUCUCUGAAAAUGGAGGCUCCAAAUUCUCCGCCCCUAUUGCUACUCCUACCGUGUCCUCCUCCCAUGGCCGCGAGGCAUUUUUAAAAGUAAUCCGCAGCUGGGCUUCCAAAAAGUUUAUGACAGGAUGUGUCAUACUUCUUCCACUAGCCAUUACAUUCUAUGUUACCUGGGGUUUUGUUCAUUUCGUUGAUGGUUUCUUUUCCCCAAUCUAUAAUCAUCUAGGCAUCAAUAUUUUUGGUCUAGGAUUUGCUACCUCCAUCACUUUUAUCUUUUUAGUAGGCGUUUCCAUGUCAUCAUGGUGGGGGGCUUCAGUUCUUACUCUUGGUGAAUGGUUCAUUAAGAAGAUGCCAUUUGUGAGCUAUAUUUACGCUGCCUCAAAGCAAAUAAGUGCUGCAAUAUCACCAGAUCAGAAUUCUAAUGCUUUCAAAGAAGUUGCAAUCAUAAGGCACCCCCGUACGGGGCAAUAUAUCUUUGGAUUCAUUACUUCUACAGUUGUUCUUCAGAAGGGUAUAGGUGAAGAGGAACUCUGCUGUGUUUAUGUUCCCACAAACCAUCUCUAUCUUGGUGAUAUAUUUCUCAUCAGUUCAAAGGAUAUUUUGAGGCCCAAUUUAUCAGUUCGAGAGGGGAUCGAAAUUGUUAUCUCUGGGGGUAUGUCAGUGCCUAAACUAUUGACAAUACUGGAUCCAUCAGGCAUUCCAGCAACAAGAAUUGUCAAAUUUGAAGCAUCAGUAUGAAAAUGGAUUAACAAUAAUUAGAGUUCAUUUCUGUGUCCUAUUGUAUAGAUGAUGGACCAAGCAUAUGCUCAAUCAUUCAAGAAAUCAAUCUUUUGAGAAUGAAGGGAAGAAGAGUUCUGAUCUCUGGCAGACAAUGGAUUCAGAAGAGACUACGAAGCCUUCGAUAUCAACUAGAGGAAGAGAUAUCCCAUCAAGUAGAAAUAUACAUGCAUAGGUGCAAUGGAUGGUACUUGUUAGUUGCUCGUUCAUAUUAGAGUUUCUUUCCUUUCUCUAUCAGUAGUAACAAUGAAUGUCUUUUUCUUUUUUGCCACAUAAGAUAACUCUGUAGAUAAAUAAAUUUUGGAAAUAACUUCAUUAGUAGCAUUAAUUUAAUUAGAAAGAGAUGGAUGCAAGGAUCUUUCAGGACAUGAGAGGGACCUCGAUGAGGAUUAUUGUUGCUUUCUAUGUCUAGUUGAGGACAUAAUCAGCAUAACUACAAGAAUGGGCAUUUGAAAUUGAUGGCAGAAGUUUAACAGUUAAACAUAGCAAGUUUUAAGUUUUUGCCAAGUUGGAAUCCGGUCACUUUAUAUC